Messenger RNA from Nothobranchius furzeri (turquoise killifish), 3611 nucleotides. RefSeq names its product WD repeat and HMG-box DNA binding protein 1 (gene wdhd1). The record is from RefSeq and is a predicted model, not a curated record. Gene Ontology annotation, molecular function: protein binding; chromatin binding. NCBI's taxonomy places the organism in Eukaryota, Metazoa, Chordata, Actinopteri, Cyprinodontiformes, Nothobranchiidae. Gene Ontology annotation, biological process: DNA-templated DNA replication; mitotic cell cycle; DNA repair. Gene Ontology annotation, cellular component: nuclear replication fork.
GUCUUAAGUGCUUGCGUGAUGACGUAGGUGGCGGGAGUUGUUACGCACAGGUUUCUGUUUUCAACUCGGCGCGGGAGAUCCGGCUGGAGGAAAGUUUCUAGUUUGUCUAAAUGCCUUGUGAACGGAAGCCGAUGCGCUACGGCCACUCGGAGGGACACACCGAGGUCUGCUUCGAUGACACUGGCAAGUACAUUGUGACUUGUGGUAACGAUGGAGAUGUUCGGAUUUGGGAAGGUCUGGAUGAUGAUGAUCCGAGGUUCAUCACGGUUGGAGAAAAAGCGUACUCUUUGGCUCUCAAGAAUGGUAAACUGGUGACGGCAAGCUCCAACAACACAGUCCAGAUCCACACGUUUCCAGACGGAGAUCCAGAUGGGAUCCUGACGCGGUUCACCACCCACGCCACGCAUGUCACUUUCAACAGCAACGGCUCGAAAGUCGCUUCCGGAUCCAGUGACUUCAUGGUGAAGGUGGUGGAGGUGUUGGACAGCAGCCAGCAGAAAACGCUGCGGGGACACGAAGCGCCAGUCCUCAGCGUCUCCUUUGACCCCAAAGAUGAGUUCUUGGCCUCCUCCAGCUGUGACGGCUCUGUCGUGGUGUGGAACAUAAAGGAACAGACCCAGGUGGUCAGCUGGCCUCUGCUGCAGAAAACGAAUGAUGUCAGCAACGCCAAGUCUCUGUGUCGGUUAGCGUUUCAGCCCGCAGUGGGGAAGGUUUUAGCAGUUCCUGUUGAAACCAAAGUACACCUGUAUGGGCGGGGCUCCUGGGACCACGUCGGCACUCUCUCUGAUGAUCUACUCGCACAGCCUGUCAACGUGUUGUCCUGGUCCCCGUGUGGACGCCUCCUGGCAGCUGGCAGCGUUGGGGGUUUGUUGACAGUGUGGGACGUCAGCACCAAGCUGUGUUUGGAGAGGCAGAAGCACGAGAAAGGCUUCACCAUUUGCAGUUUGGCCUGGAAUCCAUCCGGCAGCCAGAUCGCCUACACCGACACGGAGGGCUGCCUGGGCCUGCUGGACGGGAUCAGCUCCUCCAGCACCGGCAAGGCACCAGUAUCAAAGCCAGCUACAGACUAUGAUGCCCUGUUUGAUGAUGAUGAUGACAGGCUUAUGGAUGAAGGUUUGAGCGACACCAGCUCACCUGGUAAGAAGCCUGUCGUUGCCAGGGACGACGGCGAUGAUGACGACGACUUCCUGGUUCCGUCGACCGGCCGGGUGAGGAAGAGGGGAGCCUUCCUGGAUGAUGAGAACUCGCUAGACACAGGUUCUCUGAAGCUGGGUCAGGAUAGAUUUGGAGACGAUGAUGGCGCCGGCAGCACCAUGGCACCUGAAGCUGCUCCUUCGGUGCCCCUCCGCCCCGUCUACGAGGGCCCAAUGCCAACCCCGCCCCAGAAGGCCUUUCAGCCCGGCUCUACGCCAGCGCACCUCACACACCGCUUCAUGAUGUGGAACUCUGUGGGGAUCGUGCGAGGCUACAACGAUGAGCAGGACAACGCCAUUGACGUAGAGUUCCACGACACAGCUGUGCACCACGCCAUGCACCUCACCAACUCUCUGGGUCACACCAUGGCGGACCUGUCCCAGGAGGCCGUGCUGCUGGCCUGCCCAGGCACGGAGGAGCUUGCCAGUAAGCUGCAGUGCCUCCACUUCUCAUCAUGGGACACCAACAAGGAGUGGCUUGUGGACUUGCCGAAUGGCGAGGACGUGAAGGCGCUGUGUCUGGGGCAGGGCUGGGCGGCGGUGGCCACCAGCGCUCUGACGCUCAGGCUCUUCUCCAUCGGAGGCCUCCAGAGAGAGCUCUUCAGCUUGCCAGGGCCGGUGGUGUGCAUGUCAGGGCACGGAGAGCAGCUGCUCAUCGUCUACCAUCGAGCCACCGGUUUUGAUGGUGAACAGGCUCUGGGCGUUCAGCUUCUGCAGCUCAGUCACAAGAAGAGACAGCUGAUCAGCGGAGAGCCCCUCCCACUGUCUCGCAGGUCCUACCUGUCCUGGCUCGGGUUCACGGCCGAAGGCACCCCGUGCUAUGUGGAUUCAGACGGGGUGGUACGGAUGCUGAACCGCUCACUGGGAAACACGUGGACCCCGGUCUGUAACACCAGAGAGACCUGCAAAAGCAAAUCGGAUCACUACUGGGUGGUCGGAGUCCACGAGAACCCUCAGCAGCUCAGGUGUAUCCCGUGUAAAGGCUCCAGGUAUCCUCCCACUCUGCCUCGGCCCGCCGUCGCCAUCCUUCCCUUUAAGCUUCCUUUGUGCCAGACCACCACAGAAAAAGGACAAAUGGAGGAGCAGUUCUGGCGUUCGAUCCUCUUCCACAACCACCACAGCUUCCUGUCCUCCAGCGGCUACGAGGUGGACGAGGAGUCUCGGAGCCAGUCGCAGAAGGAGCAGCAGGAGCUGCUGAUGAAGAUGUUUGCACUGUCCUGCAAACUGGAUCGAGAGUUCCGCUGUGUGGAGCUGGCCGACCUGAUGACCCAGAACGCCGUGACUCUGGCCAUUCGCUACGCGUCCCGGUCCAGACGACUGGCCCUCGCCCAGCGACUCAGUCAGAUCGCUCUGGAAAAGUCUAACCAGGUCCAGGAGGAUGAAGCAGAGGAGCAGGAAGAGGAGCAGGACUAUUCCAGUGUUAGACAGACCUCUGGGUUUGGUCAGACUGGGCCCACGGCCGCCAGGUUCAGGCAGACAGAGGCAGAGGAGGAACUGGGAGAAGAUGAGGAAGAGGAGGGAGGGGAGACGGAGGAGGCAACAGAGCCCAGAAAACGUUCUAAUCCGUUCGCUAAAGAACCGGGUUCACCUGUGAGACCGUCGCCGACCCCAGUUAGUAAAGCUGGACGAGCAAAUCCUUUCAAGGUUGCUGGUUCUGGCAAAACCACGUCUUCAUCUGGUCAGCCUCGAGUGACAAACAUCCUGGACAACAUGACAUCCAGCAGGAAGUCUGCUACCCUCAGCGGGCCUGCAGGGCGACAGAAUAAACCCCCCGUCCUCAAACCGCUGGCGCCCAGGGCCAAAUCCAAGAAUCAGUCCACUCUGUUUCAGAUGACUGGUACCAAGACGACUCAUCAGAAGACCCAGGAGAACCCAGAACCAGCUGCAGAUCAGCAGAAACAAGCAGACGUCCCACCUCCAACCUCACCUGCAGAAAACGCUGAAAACAAGAGGCCAAAGACGGGCUUCCAGCUGUGGCUGGAGGAGAACAGGAAGAGCAUCUUGGCUGAUAAUCCAGACCUGGAUGAGUCAGACGUCAUUAAGGAAGCGAUGGGACAAUUCAGGACGCUGACCGCAGAUGAGCGACUGUCGUGGACAGAAAGAGCAAAAGGACAAACCGGCGAAGUGGCAGAGAUGAAGAAAAGGAAGAGAACAGAAGGAGGUGUGGAGAAUGAAGGGACAGAAGAUGAUGAAAACAACGCAAAGAAGAAAAACCUGGACGCCGCCUCAAAGCUUUCUGCAUUUGCAUUCAGCAAAGACUAAAUACUUGUUCAGGUUGGUGUUUAGGGGUUCUCAGGAGAACCUGGUUUAAUGAUGAAUCGGGGACGGACUUCAAGCUUCUGCUGCUUCUGGUUCUUCUCUUAUUAAAUGUCUUUUCUGUAUUGUAACCAUUUAAUAAAUGUUUAUGUUCAGAUUUAA